Messenger RNA from Penicillium cataractarum, 2118 nucleotides. RefSeq lists its product as uncharacterized. Bases 1 to 2118 code for a protein of 705 amino acids. The record is from RefSeq and is a predicted model, not a curated record. NCBI's taxonomy places the organism in Eukaryota, Fungi, Ascomycota, Eurotiomycetes, Eurotiales, Aspergillaceae. The transcript has 2 exons.
AUGGCGUCUACCUCCGAUCAGUUCUUCUAUCUUGAUAGCCCGACUCAAUUCGAGGAGUGGGUCGACUUUGACCAAUUCUUGGAUCUGCCAUCCGCCUAUGGCGACGAAUAUUCUGCCUCGGUCUCGACCAACUCGGUCUCGCCAGACAUGGCCUUGCCCUAUGAUGCUGAGAUGCUAGGCACUGACCUACUGGACUUCAGCCAAUCCGCAUUCCCAGACAUGAUCAACUAUGAUGCGUCACAGGAGAGCUUCUUCGCGGAUCUAUCCCCAGAGAUGGGCACGAUCCCCGACCAUGCGGUUGCGAUGGAUGACAGCGCUUUCUAUAACUACCCACAAUACGAUGCUUCUUUCGACUUCCGUCAGGUUGUCGAAGCGCAGGCUGCCGCCGACCCGCGUGCUGCAUCCAUCAAGGAGAAGCGCCGCGAAGCUGCCAUUGCGUUGCAUCUACAGCGGCUGUGCGAGGCCACGGCCCUCGAUCUCGACAUGUCUUCCGACUCCAACACCAGCUUCUCCUCCCCAGCCUGGUCGGACUAUGUUCGUGGAAGUAACUCUCCGCAAUCCGCUAGCGCUAGCGCUAGCCCGAAGACCCCUUCCGCCCCUGCCCCUGCUGCUGGCACUGGAGGAGUCGAAAUGGUCCUGGACCUGAACAUGAAUGCCGCUGCGAACCUGCCUAAGAAGCAGAAGCCCCGUUCUCAGGCACAGAAGGAGAACUACAUCAAGGCUCGCAAGUAUGGAGCUUGUGAGAAGCACAAGAAGCAGCACAAGCGAUGCAACUGCUUGGAGAAGGCCGCUGCCCGCAUGGGCGUCAAUGAUGUUCCAAUGAACGUGGCUUACAAGGAACGGCCACAACAACCGGCACAUUCGUCACCGGUUCUUCCAGAUUCACGUGUCUCUAGUGUCCCAGGCCAUGACAGAUCUGUCUCACCUACACUCCGACCAAUGGCCCCGGUGCCAACCGUCGAGGUGCUCAAGAGGGCCAUCAAAAACUCUUCAGGACACGACCCAUCGAUCAACUCGAGCGGCGUGCUCCCGGCCGUAAGGGCCACGAUGAAGCGCACAAGCGGUGUCCCUGGACACAACCCUCAAUUCAGCGUAUCCGCUUUCUCGGCUCCAGCCAAGCAAGCUGGCAAGAUUGCCGUUCAAUCCGAUCGGGCACUCCAUGUCACGCGGAACCUCAGCGGUGUCCGCGGACACGAUCUUCAAUACAACGCUUCCGUCUUCUUGACCCCCGUCAAGGAUGCGGGCAGGAAUGUUGUUUCAUCGGGACAGAAUGUCUCGCGACCAACUACGAGCGUCUCUCAACCCGUUCAAGCGACAACCAGCCGUGGUGUCACCCAGACGAAUCUGCGCGGCGCUACCGCUGGCCUGUCGUACGUCAAGACAGCCGACAAGGCUGCUGGCUCUGUGGGCCAGAAUGUAUCACGCCAAUCCCCGAGCGUCCCUCAAUCCGUCAAAGCAACCAACCGGCAGGCUAUUGCCCAGCCAAACCUGCGCUGGCGCAUUGUUGGAUUCUCACCGACAACCGACGCUGGUGUUGCCAGCGGUGUCCAGGAGAACAGCAACACCAGACAGACCACGUCGACUUCGACUAUAUCAAAGUCAAGCGUUACACACACUCCAAACUUGGAUGUCCGACGUCCCCGACACACGUUGUCUGCUCACCGCGUAGACAGCACCGUGUCGUCAAACACUCCAGUUUCAUCCCAAGUCCUACCCUCGACUGUGCCGACAACCGGCCGGACAUCGGGAAACUUGGGUGUACUGGCAACCAACAACACGCAGCGAUCUAUGGCCGGCUUCAAGAAGCCAUUGGAAAUACUCUCCACUCUCGCCCGGGCGCAAGUGGAAGUGUCUUCCCAAGAUCGCCGCUCCAAUUCACCGCGCAGCUCUUGUCCGAACCUUCAAUCUGGACCAAACAGCCUUGCUGGUCGGUCGAUUUCCACCCAACUGGGUGGCCUCUUUUCAAGCACCGUGUCAGCAUUUGCUGGCAUUGGGCUUUCAUCUGUCUCAUUUGCUUCUUGGUCCGAACAGUCAAUUGGCAAGUGCAUAUCCCUUGUGGGUAGCCAGCUGAUGUCUGCGAGGAAAUCAUUGCAAUCGUUGCAAACGUCUAUCAUCUAA